AUGAGACUCAAUUGGCCACUCAGAAUGUCAGCUAACGCCUCGAGAACUUACAAUGACGCCGUUUCUGCUUUGAAUUCGUUGCAAUCCAACUAUGCCAACAUCAUGGCUAUCAGGGCCUCUGGUGACCGGAAAAAUCAAAUGAACAUCUGGGAAAUGCAAGAAUGGUCUCGUAGAAUUGGCUACGAAACCAAGGAUUUCAACAAGCUCAAUAUCAUCCACAUCACGGGGACCAAGGGUAAGGGAUCAACAGCAGCAUUUACGCUGUCCCUGUUGCAACAAUAUGACGAUAGAAUUCACAGAAUUGGACUGUACACUUCGCCGCACUUAAAGUCUGUACGCGAAAGAAUCCAGAUCAACGGGAAGCCCAUCUGCGAGGAGAAGUUUUCCCGCUACUUUUUCGACGUCUGGGACAAGCUCGACAACACUAGCUCUUCGCUCGAAAAGUUCCCGCACAUGACCCCCGGCAGUAAACCCGGAUACUUCAAAUAUCUGACGCUCCUUUCCUUCCAUGUUUUCGUGCAAGAGGGCUGCGAUUCGUGCAUCUACGAGGUGGGUGUUGGAGGAGAAUACGACAGUACCAAUAUCAUCGAGGCACCAACCGCGUGUGGUGUCUCUCUGCUUGGAAUUGACCACACAUUUAUGUUGGGUGACACGAUCGAAGAAAUUGCUUGGAACAAAGGUGGCAUUUUCAAGAACAACGUCCCAGCUUUCUCCAUCGCUUCGCAACCCGCAGCAGGUCUCAAGGUGCUGCAAGAAAGGGCUCGUGAACGUCACGUCGAGCUCCAACAGGUGCCUGUAUUCAAUGAGGUCAAAAACCUGAAAUUGGGCCUGGCAGGGGACUUCCAGGUAACUAAUGCAUCCCUCGCUGUCGCUCUGGCCUCGCAGUAUCUCGCCAAACUAGGUAUAUUGCCUUCUCCACUGACGUUAGAACAGAAUUUGUCGCUACCUCAAAAAUUCAAAGAUGGUUUGACAACUGCCGAAUGGAAAGGACGAUGUCAGACAAUUCAAGAAGGCGAUAUAAAGUGGUUGAUUGAUGGCGCUCACACAAAGGACAGUAUCGUCGCUGCCUCGGGAUGGUUCAAAUCACUAGUUCAAAAGACUCAAAAUAAAAAGAUCCUUCUUUUUAAUCAGCAGACCAGAGAUGCGGAUGCGUUGAUCACCACUUUACGCACUUGUCUUUCCCCAAGCGUAAACUUCGACCGUGUGAUCUUUACUACCAACGUCACUUGGAGAUCCGGCGAAUACAGUGCUGACUUGGUCUCGAUGAAUACCUCAAAAGAGCAGGUAGACAAACUGGAGGUACAAAAUGCUCUUCGGGAGACGUGGCUCCAGUUACAGCCAGAUGCACAGGUAGAUGUUGUCGCAAACAUCGAAACAGCCUGCGACAUUGUCAAGGCAUAUGAAGAGCCUAUCGAAGUUUUUGUGACCGGCUCUUUACACCUCGUGGGAGGACUUCUUGUCGUAUUCGAUGGCAAGAAAUGA
This is a messenger RNA of Lachancea meyersii CBS 8951, 1482 nucleotides long. The record is from the annotation of a GenBank genome assembly. NCBI's taxonomy places the organism in Eukaryota, Fungi, Ascomycota, Saccharomycetes, Saccharomycetales, Saccharomycetaceae.